Balaenoptera ricei (Rice's whale) is the source of this 1424-nucleotide messenger RNA. It is a transcript of the gene CEP55, whose product is annotated as centrosomal protein 55. Bases 1 to 1389 code for a protein of 462 amino acids. The transcript has 8 exons. Lineage: Eukaryota; Metazoa; Chordata; Mammalia; Artiodactyla; Balaenopteridae. The record is from RefSeq and is a predicted model, not a curated record. Gene Ontology annotation, biological process: regulation of phosphatidylinositol 3-kinase/protein kinase B signal transduction; mitotic cytokinesis.
AUGUCUUCCAGAAGUCCCAAAGAUUUAAUUAAAAGUAAAUGGGGACCAAAGCCUAGUAACUCCAAAUCAGAAGCUGCAUUAGAAAAAUUUAGGGGAGAAAUUGCAGCCUUAAAAACAUCGGUGGAUGAAAUUGCAAGCGGAAAAGGAAAGCUGACUGAUAAAGACAGACACAGACUUUUGGAGAAAAUUCGAGUCCUUGAAGCUGAGAGAGAGAAGAAUGCUUAUCGCCUCACAGAGAAGGACAAAGAAAUACAGCGACUCAGAGACGAGCUGAAAGCCAAACACAGCACUACUGCAUUGCUUGAACAGCUGGAAGAGAAAACAAAGGAAGGCGAAAGGAGGGAACAGCUGUUGAAAUCCUUGUCUGAAGAGGCAGAUGUAUUGAAAAAACAGUUGUCUGCUACAACUGCGAGACUUGCUGAACUUGAAGGCAAAGCUGAUACGCUUUGUUUAUCACAGACUGUGGCUGCAAGUUGCUUCAGUUCAUCAUUGAGUAAUCAUGAAAUGGAAAUACAGCUGAAAGAUGCUCUGGAGAAAAAUCAGCAAUGGCUUGUGUAUGAUCAGCAGCGAGAGGUCUACGUAAAAGGACUUUUAGCGAAGAUCUUUGAGCUGGAACAGAAAUUGGAAACAGAUGUUCAUGCACUCCCACAGGAGACAAAAAAGACUGAAUCAGAAGGUUAUCUUAAGGAAGAAAAGCAAAAAUAUUACAACCAUCUCUUGGCAAAUGCAAAAAACGAUCUUGAUGUGGAACGACAAACAAUAACUCAGUUGAAUUUUGAACUUAGUGAAUUUCGAAGAAGAUAUGAAGAAACCCAAAAAGAAGUGCAAGAUUUAAAUCAGCUGUUGUGUUCACAAAGAAAGGCAGAUGUACAACAUCUGGAAGAUGAUAGGCAUAAAACAGAGAAAAUACAAAGGCUCAAGGAAGAGAAUGAUCUUGCCAGGGAAAAACUUGAAGAAGAGAAGAAGAGAUCUGAAGAGCUCUUAUCUCAGGUCCAGUUUCUUUACACGACGCUGUUGAAGCAGCAAGAGGAGCAGACAAGGGUAGCUCUGUUGGAACAACAGAUGCAGGCAUGUACUUUAGACUUUGAAAAUGAAAAACUUGACCGUCAAAAUAUGCAGCAUCAAUUGCAUGUAAUUCUUAAGGAGCUCCGAAAAGCAAGAAAUCAAAUAACACAGUUGGAAUCCUUGAAGCAGCUUCGAGAGUUUGCCUUCACAGAGCCAUUAGUCACUUGCCAAGGAGAGACUGAAAACAGAGGAAAAGUUGGCUCACCAAAAAGUCCUACUGCUGCACUAAAUGAAAGCCUGGUGGAAUGUCCCAAGUGCAAUAUCCAGUAUCCAGCCACCGAACAUCGAGAUCUACUCGUCCAUGUUGAAUACUGUUCUGAGUAACAGUAUAAUUAUUCUUUGUUUUUGUGUCAAAAGAU